CAAAAACCGAUCGGGUUCAGCUGGCGCAGCAAUAAGAUCUUCAUUGCAAGCUCGGUCGGCGCUGGCCUCUUUACUGAUCUCUUUCUCUACGGUCUAAUCGUCCCGGUACUGCCUUUCAUGCUCGUCGAUCAUGUGGGCAUGCCUCAAGACCAAGUCCAAGGACAUGUUUCGAGCCUACUAGCAGCUUAUGCCGGCGCGUCUGUCCUCACCUCUCCAAUAGCCGGUGUCAUUACCGACAGGUUCAGGUCAAGACGAGCACCUUUUCUGCUUGGGGUGACUUUCUUAACGGCAGCUACUACGUUGCUUGUUCUGGCGCGUACCAUCGCUUUACUCAUCGUCGCAAGAGCUCUGCAAGGAGUCAGUGCAUGCUUUGUAUGGUCUACUGGCAUGGCACUACUGUUCGAGACAGUCGGAGCCGCAGAUUUGGGGAAAUACAUCGGAGCUAUCUUUGGUGUCAUCUCUAUUGGAACGCUAUUAGCACCUAUGCUCGGCGGGAUACUGUACGAGAAGGGAGGCUUGGCAGCUGUUUUCAUACUCGCAUUUGCCAUCUUGGCCACUGAUUUUAUUUGCCGCUUGGUUAUCAUCGAGGCAAAGGAUGCUGAGCAGUACAACAAACUCGACUACACCAACUCAUCAUCUGGCGAGGACAGAUUUGGUGUGGACAACGAUGCAACGGAAGAUGCCACCCCCGUAGAUGAGGCAACGCGACUUCUCUCUACUCCGACCACGAACGAUGACGAGGAUCCGUACAAGAUUUCACCGAAUUUGCCUGCAAUCUUCCGAUUCAUCCCAAUUCUACCAUGUCUUGCAGCCCCUCGUCUUAUCGCAGCCCUCACCAUCGCUUUUGUCCAAGCUAUCUUGAUUGGAAGCAUCGACGCAACUGUUCCCCUUGUCUCCGAAGAAUACUAUGGAUUCUCAUCCCUCCGAGCUGGCCUGAUGUUCUUGCCUAUUGGUAUUGCCAACCUCAUUUUUGGCCCUUUCUUGGGUCGGUGUGUCGAUAAACUUGGGCCUAAGAUGGUGGCUGUCAGUGUGUAUCUGUACCUUGUUCCCGUUCUAGCCUGCUUCCAAUUCGUACACCCAGGUGGAAGACAGGAAGUAAUACUAUACGAAGCUUUGCUUGGCCUCGUAGGAAUAGGAAUGGCAGGCAUGGGGGCACCGUCGAUCAUUGAAGCGAGCACAGUAGUAGCCAAGUAUCACAUGGCUAAUAUGGAUUUCUUUGGGCCAAACGGUCCUUAUGCGCAGCUGUACUCUCUGAACUUCUUCUUUUACUCACUUGGAUUGGCUGUCGGUCCAGAAUUAGCUGGUCACUUGAGGGAAAAAAUUGGUUAUGGUUGUAUGAACGCAGCUCUGGCUGUCAUUUGCGCUGUGGCAGCUUUGGUAUGCUUCUUUUUUAUUGGGGAGAAGAAGAGCAAAAGG
This is a messenger RNA of Trichoderma virens Gv29-8, 1416 nucleotides long. RefSeq lists its product as uncharacterized. The transcript has a single exon. NCBI's taxonomy places the organism in Eukaryota, Fungi, Ascomycota, Sordariomycetes, Hypocreales, Hypocreaceae. The record is from RefSeq and is a predicted model, not a curated record. Gene Ontology annotation, biological process: transmembrane transport. The annotation marks the transcript as partial. Gene Ontology annotation, molecular function: transmembrane transporter activity.